AUGGCCAUUUCCAGCACUUCCCCAGCACCUGAUACUGGCUCGGACGCGUUUUUGGCCGCGUCACGUGACGCGGAGCUCCCUGUCACACCGGGUCACGUCACCAUUGCUUCCUCAGCACCUGAUGCUGGCUCGGGCGCAUUAUCACGUGACACUCCGGUCAUGCUGGGUCAUGUCACGAGCAACGUCAUCAGCCAGCCUGUCAACAUGCUGGCCCCACCUCCCACCUCCACAACUCCUUCAGUACCCCCUCCUUCUGAGUUGUCGGCACCUGCUGUGACUGACUGGUCUGCUGAACUCUGUCGCCGCUGGUCCGAGAGUCACAUCACGCGUCUUGAACGGAGACGACUCAACAACCCGUAUGCUAAGGUCACCACUUGGCAAGAGAAUUGCAAUGCUAUGGAUCAGACAAUCCAUGACCUCCGACGAUAUAACGUGAAGUUGGCAAAGAACAUCAUGUGGUGGGAAGAGCAACAUGAGCAAGACCUCAAGAAUGAUGAUAGGGAUGUGGAUACCUUCUGCUCUCAGUUGGAGGAGGCACGUAAGCAUCGAAAGCAUCGCAGGGUGGUGGAUGCUUGGCGAAAGCACCUCUUUGAGCAAAAGAAGGGAAAAAGUCGGGAGGAGCGUCGGCAUUUGGAUGAGCUACGCAGGGAGGGCCCUCCACCUGGCUGGGAGCCUUCUGAAUACGGUGGGAGGAUGGGAGGAUGGGAAAUGAGAGAUGGGAGAUGGGAGACGGGAGACGGGAGAUGGGAGAUGGGACACGGGAGACAGGAGACAGGAGACGGGACACGGGAGAUGGGACACGGGACACGGGACACGGGACACGGGACACGGGACAUGGGACACGGGACACGGGACACGGGACACGGGACACGGGACACGGGACACGGGACACGGGACAUGGGACACAGGACAUGGGACACAGGACAAGAUAAUUGGGAGGAAGUUACCUGGGACACAGGCUUGCGAUCCCGUGGCCUCGUGCCUCGGCCAGCGGGAUGCAAGCCAGUGUCCCAGGCACCUUUGGUGCCUCCAGCAGAGUGCAAAGCACUCUGCUUGCUUCCUGUGCUGAAGGCACAACGGGCUUGGACUCAUCAUAAUAUUAUGGGAGACCGGUUUUGUGGCUAUAGGAAAAAUGGGCAAUGGGUAAACAUGGGAAUGGGAAGGUGGAGAAUGGAGAAAUGGGAGGAGGAGGACAGGAGGAUGGGAGAAUGGGAGAACAGGAGAACGGGAGAACGGGAGAUAGGAAAGCAGAAAAUAGGACAGAGACACGGGAGAAUUUUUUGGGAAGGGCAAGACUGA
Messenger RNA from Suillus paluster, 1299 nucleotides. RefSeq lists its product as uncharacterized. The record is from RefSeq and is a predicted model, not a curated record. The transcript has 7 exons. The coding region runs from base 1 to 1299 and encodes 432 amino acids. NCBI's taxonomy places the organism in Eukaryota, Fungi, Basidiomycota, Agaricomycetes, Boletales, Suillaceae.